AGUUACAAGCAUAAAACUAUUUAUAAUAAUAAGUUAAGGAUUUAUUAGGAUGGUGUCACUCAUACAGAAAUCUGAUCAAAGAAUGACACCAAUAAAGACGGUUUUUCUUGAUCUUAACGACGACCCUACUCAGAAAGAUAAAACGAGAGCGGAGGCAUUCGGGCUUUUGACCAAAAUGGAACAACUUGAGACAGUUAUUUUAAUAAUUAUUCGUAAAAGAAUCUUUGAGAAGUUCAACCAAGUUAUCAAGAAAUUGCAGUUCGUCGAGUUUAAUUUAGGUAUGGUUGAAGAACUGUACAAUUCCUUGGAGCAUUAUAUGCUCGCUCUAAUUUCAAGCAAAAUGAAAAGAAAGCCGUGCCUUCGGUCAAUCUCUGCAGCAUCUCGAAGAUCACUUGAUCAAAACUUGAACUCUGGAUCUUUUAAAAUUAAUUAGAUUUAAGAAUUUUGAAUCACUUUUCUUUAAUAUUGACGCAGCCCUUCAAAUCUUCUUGAUCACCACUGCAAAAAAUUGUUCUGAAGAACGUUCACUUUCAACAUUGAAAAGUAUCAAAAAUUUUUAUAGUUCAACUAGAGGUAUAUAACAAACAUAAAAAAUACUUAUAAUAUA
Messenger RNA from Hydra vulgaris (swiftwater hydra), 607 nucleotides. The record is from RefSeq and is a predicted model, not a curated record. NCBI's taxonomy places the organism in Eukaryota, Metazoa, Cnidaria, Hydrozoa, Anthoathecata, Hydridae.